Chelmon rostratus (copperband butterflyfish) is the source of this 4120-nucleotide messenger RNA. RefSeq names its product stromal interaction molecule 1-like. The record is from RefSeq and is a predicted model, not a curated record. Gene Ontology annotation, biological process: store-operated calcium entry; activation of store-operated calcium channel activity; intracellular calcium ion homeostasis. The transcript has 13 exons. The coding region runs from base 139 to 2280 and encodes 713 amino acids. Lineage: Eukaryota; Metazoa; Chordata; Actinopteri; Chaetodontiformes; Chaetodontidae. Gene Ontology annotation, molecular function: calcium channel regulator activity; protein binding; calcium ion binding. Gene Ontology annotation, cellular component: endoplasmic reticulum; plasma membrane.
GUUUGAGUCGCGGGGCGGAGAACUGAAGAACAGACAGUUUUACCAGCACGCUCAGACUUGUUGCGAACACUUUGUGUCGGAUCGAUCAGACCCGAUCAGAUCAGAUCGAUGGAUUAGAGGAGCAGCUGCUGUAGAGACAUGGAGGGUGUGCAUGUGUGGCUGGUGUGUGUGUGCAUGCUUAGUGUGCGUGCUGAGGCUCACAGCUCAUUGGACAGAAGUGACCACACCCACCUGGACCACCAACACUAUCAUCUGGUUUCCAACGACGACGCAGCCUCAGAUCUGUGUGUGAUAGACCAGCAGCUCUGUCAGGAUGAGAACUCCCUGCUGAGUUUCGAGGCGAUCUGCAGCAUCCACAAACUGAUGGACGACGAUGCAGAUGGGACGGUGGACACGUCCGAGACGGACGGGUUUCUCAGAGAGGAUCUCAAGUAUCACGACCCCAAAGCCAAGCACAGUAGCUUCCACCGAGCCGACCUGCACAUCAGCGUGGAGGACAUGUGGACCGCCUGGAAGAGCUCUGAAGUCUAUAACUGGACAGUACAGCAGGUGGAGGAGUGGCUGCUCAUCAGUGUGGAGCUUCCUCAGUACACAGGAACCUUCAGGAAACACCAGCUGGAUGGAAAAGCCUUACCCAGGCUGGCAGUGAAAAACACCACCCUGACUGUGUCGGUGUUGAAGAUUUUAGACAGAAGUCACUCUCAGAAACUGCAGCUCAAAGCCCUGGACAUUGUGCUGUUUGGACCGCCACCAGCAGGCCGACAGAGCCGGUGGAAGGAUCUGGUUCUGGCUGUGUCCAUCCUGAUGGCGCUGGGUGGCUGCUGGUUUGCCUACGUCCAGACCAGGAAGUCCAGAGACGACCUGGGGAAGCUGGUGAAGGACCUAGAAGGUCUGCAGAGGGCCGAGCAGAGCCUGAUGGACCUGCAAGAGAAGCUGCAGAAGGCUCAGGAGGAGCAGCGCUGCGUUCAGGUGGAGAAGGUGAAGGUGGAGGAGGCGCUGAGGAGCGAGAUCGACUCGGCCAAGCAGGAGGCUUGUCGGCUACGAGAGCUUCGGGAGGGAACUGAGAACGAGAGGAGCCGGCAGAAAUACGCCGAGGAGGAGCUGGAACAGGUACGUAUGGCGUUGAAGAAGGCAGAGAGGGAGCUGGAGUCGCGGGCUCACUGGGCUCCACCGGAGGCUCUGCAGAAGUGGCUGCAGCUGACGCACGAGAUCGAAGUUCAGUACUACAACAUCAAAAAACAGAGUGCAGAGAGGCAGCUGCUGCAGGCCAGAGAGGGGGUGAGGACAGCAACACAUGCUGGUAACACUGAAACAUGCACAAUGAUGGUGGCGAUUAUAAUGAUGAUGUCGGUGGUGGCGUUUCAGGCGGAGAAGAUCAAGAAGAAGAGGAGCUCUCUGUUCGGGACGUUUCACGUGGCUCACAGCUCCUCGCUGGACGAUGUUGACCACAAGAUCCUCUCUGCCAAACAGGCUCUGGCCGAGGUGACGGCGGCCCUUCGGGAGAAGCUCCACCGCUGGCAGCAGAUCGAGUCUCUGACUGGCUUCUGUGUGGUCAACAACCCGGGCCUGGGAGCCCUGGCUGCAUCCCUCAACCUGGACCCAUCCUUCCUCGGCCUGCGACCUCCGACCCCUCAGCACCUCCUCCUCUCUGAUGACCUCGACGACAUGGAUGAAGACAUCCUGUCUCCUGGGACGCUGCAGUAUGCUGCAUGGCAGAUGGACCGACGAGUGAGCGACCUCUGGCCCCUGAGUGGCAUCGCAGACACCCAGUCACCAUGGAAACACUCUGCUCAGAGUCUGAUGCCCCUGCGACAGAGGAUAGGAGACCCUGCUCUGACGUUCAGCUCUCAGAGGGACAUCAUGAACCGCUCAGACUCUGACUCCGCCCUCCCUCUCUCUCAAGGCGAAUCACGAAGCCUGUAUGGCUCUAAGCCCUUCCUUCUUUCAUCCAGGCUCCACCCCCUGCAGGCUCAGGGCUCUGGGGUUGGUGGAAGCCUGGAGAAGAGCUCCAGCCUGGGGGAGCUGAGGGGCAGCGCUGCCGCCGGCCUUGCCUCCUCCUGCUCCACCCGUUCCCUCUGCAUCACCUCCGAUGCUGCUGACAGCCCGCUCGCCUUCUCAUCCUCCGCCUCGUCCAGCUCAUCCGGCAAUGGUCGGGGGACAAGCGUCCCGGCCAGGAGGAGCCCUGUGGAGGAGGACGGAGGUGAGGAGAGCGAGCCGUCCAGCAGCCGGAGGAGAAACGCUUUUAAUAAGAUCUUUAAGAAGAAGCAGGGACGUCACUGAACCAGAGGAAUGUCUCUGCUUCUGAUCUGAAAACUUACAAACCUGCUUUUAUCUGCUAGAGACUCAUGAUGAUGAGAUCUUCAUCACAAUGAACGAAUCACCAACAUCAGUCUUUACCGCUUCACUCAAUCAAAUUUUCAUUUUCCACCUUGCCAUUAUCUGAUAUUAUGUUUCCGUUAAGAUGAGAAGAGAUCAGAUUUAGACUCGCAGAAGCAAAAAGUACAACAUAUGCGAUACCUCAGAGCGCCCAGGAGACAUGGUGAUGAACCUUCCUCGACACAAACCCACAAAGAAGAACAAAAGGAGGACUGUAGAAAGUAGAAAAUUGGACUGAGGGGCGUUUUUUCCCUUGUUGGCUUUUUAAACUUUGACAGAUGUUUCUGAGACAAACAAGGUCUGGAGAUGCUCUUCUAACUGGAAGUAGAUUUAGAGAAGGAACAUCAACAUCAAAAUCUAUCAAAGCACCUGUUGAAUUCAGCAGCUUUAAAUUUGACCAUGUUCAUGCCAAAAAGUCACAGUGUCCUUUGUGUCAACUUUGAACAUUCUCCAAAGACCAGAUUUAAGAUUAUCAUGGAGUUCUCUUUGUCUUUGACCACUGAGCAUGUAGUUCAAAUCAUUCAUGUUCAAUGAAAUAAAUGGGGUUUGUAGAAGCUGCAGGUUUGAUUCCUACAGCAGCACAAUCUGUUGCAGAGGGGAAGCUACUCCUAUUGGACGGUGCAUGUUAGCGAACCAACCCGCCUCCAGUCUGGUACGAUGACGCGUCACAAAACGUUUGUUCAAUAAUUAAGCUACUGAUGAGUCACGUGACAAACAAAAUACACAAAUGGCUCAGACCAAAAAACAGCAGCUAGAUGCCAAAAUUCACUUCAGUUUGAUUCACCUUUAAGAGGUGAAACUGAAUCUUUCGAGUGUCCAGCCAAUCAGAACGAGGGGGUGGGACUGGCCUCUCAAUCAGGAAAUACUGUUUGUUUUUAUUCUUGCUUUAUAACUGCAAGUGAAAUGCGUGUGUGAGAGGACAGAGAUGUUAAAUAAAACACUGUAUAAUCGACAACUUUGUGCACUGCUGUUGUUAGCAUGCUAGCUCCUGUUUGUGUUUACAACCCCACCCACACUAUUUCCUGACCCCCUCUGCUCUCGGCCUUACCAGCGGGUAAAUUUCGAAGGCCCUGAAGGUAAAUGCUGCGUUCCGUCCAAGUGGCAGUUCUGACGGGAAAAACUCAGACUUUUCUGAAAGCUCAGAUGUUUUUGACUUAAAUAAAAAAUUUUCAUGUUAACAUUAACAUGAAUGCUUCACGUCAGCCAAAGUCAUUCAAAGCUGAUUUAAAGGGAGGAUUUUUAUUUGACACGCAGCCGACAACACAGUCCUGAGUUGUCUGAUGACGUGAACGUGGAACAAGUGCUCCAAAAUUAGACGCUCGUAAAGUCAACAGUUUCCAAGUUUAGCACUGGGAAGCUUCCCUGAAACAGCCAGUAAUGAACUGGGAUCAGCUGAACAGAUGAUGAUCUGACAACAUGCUCAGGCUGCUACAACUAACUGUUGAGUGUGGGAAAAUGUGUAAAGAUGUGCAGUUCACAUGUCAGCAAAUUAAUCAGUUGAUGAGAAUCAUCUGGACAAACUGUUGAAGAAGUGGGCGGUGUGCAGUGGAUUGUGGGAUAUUGAGGACCAAAUCACAAAGCAGUCGCAGUUUUGGACAGAAUCAGGAUGCAGGUCUUUGAAACAGUUGAAAAAACAGACUCUGAGGAUGAAUCAGGCUCCAGUUUGUCUGUUAGUACAUGUGUCAGAUGCAUGAUGGGAACAUGUUCUUAUAUUCUAUAUUCUUUUGUAAAUGGCUCUCAUGUA